Messenger RNA from Exophiala xenobiotica, 1858 nucleotides. RefSeq lists its product as uncharacterized. The transcript has a single exon. NCBI's taxonomy places the organism in Eukaryota, Fungi, Ascomycota, Eurotiomycetes, Chaetothyriales, Herpotrichiellaceae. The record is from RefSeq and is a predicted model, not a curated record. The coding region runs from base 179 to 1633 and encodes 484 amino acids.
CGUAUCGUCUGCAGGUACACAGACUUCCCGCGCCCUUUUUCGAUCCAUGCCAUGGCCACAGUGUAACAGACUUCCGUGCACCACUCACACUUCAAUUUAGGACGGACCACAAAUCACUCUAGGCUCGAUUUGAAUUCGGCCAAGUGCUUCGGGCUGGUGCAACAGAAGUCCUAUUAGUAUGACAGAGCCUUCUCCUCGCGAUGGCUCUAUCAGCUCGGCUACUUCAGGAGGAGGAGGAGGAGCAGCAGGAUUCCUUUCCAAGAUCACGAGAUCGCCCUCACGCAGACACAAGCCUCUAGGAUCCAACAGUUCGAUUGAUGCAACCCUUUCCCCUCCACGCCCAGGACAGCCCCGACCGGGAUAUCAACGGACGACAACUGCGCCCGCGGCGCCCAUCACAUUGAAUUCAAUCAAGGCCGAUAUUGUGUCUCGAACAAAUAGCGAUGUUACCAACCCUACAACGAGCGACAAUAUGGCUCUUCCGCUACCGGUGCCCCUCCUAACAAAUGGCUCAACCAACGGUCGAGCACCCCUUCAAAGAGUCACCAGCAAUUAUACCACGAACGAACCAACUGCAACAGCAAAGCCAGAAGUGGACGUCGCCUCUACGUUGGCACUCAAUGGCAUGCUCUCGGCAAGCGCAGUCUCGGGUGGUACAAAUACAAGCGCACUCUAUUCACACAUACAAGAGUUGGCAAAUAAGAGAAUAGCAACGUUAGAUUACCUGCGCAAGGCGCAUGAAGGACGAUCCUUCUGGUUCAACACGGUCCAAUUCACCGAGGGAGAUAUUGCCAAAUUACCUUCCUACACACCGAACCGACUAUCACGGCGGGCCGUGAACUACAUGAUCCUGGGGAUGUCACUUCCCACCGUGCUCGACCUUCACCCACCCCAAAAUGCCUCUACCGCAAGUGCGGCCGUUGCGCAAGACUACCUGAAAAGCCUGAACACGCUUCUCACUGAAUUCGAGUCUUUUCAACAAUUGCAUCCGCCAGACGGUAGUACAGCGAGUUCCCUCAGUCGAGCCCGAAUACCUCAGAUGUUCAAGAGAGCGGCAACGACGUCGAGACCGCGAAAGUCAAGUGGCCCUGUCACAGAUAUUGGACUUCCUAUGCUCCCUCCCACUUCGUCACCACCAAGUCUCUCAGAAGGCGGACAUCACGGCUCACAGCCUUCUAUAGACGCGGCCACAAGCGGCGCAUCAUUCAUUUCAUCAGCAAGCACGUUGACCACAUCAUCUCCUUCAGCACCAUUACCUUCAGCCAAUUUUCCUGGCACUUCUUCCUUUCCAGCUCCUGCGCCGUUUGAUGCGCCGAACUCGACCUUGCUACCGAACGAAGGUCCUUACACGCACCUUCAGACACCCCCACUACCGUUCACACCAGACUUUUUCACUGUUUUUGCGACUCUGUGCGACACACUGAUUGACACGUAUCAGAGGCUGCUGCAAAUAUUAACCGGCCCGUCGGCUUGUACACCUAUGAUCAGCGAUCUGUUCACUAAAGUCGAUGGACGGAUACGAAAAGUCAUGGUUUCCUCAAUUGUGCGAGAAUUUGAGAAUGCUUCACGAGAAAACGUGAAGCGAGAAAUGAUGGGGUUGCAGAAGGUGGUCUUGGGUGGACUCAUGGCUUGAAGCGACAAGAUUGCCUCGUUUGACAAUCUACGAUCAUGUUUGAAUAGUAAGGCGUUGGAAGACCUAAGGGCUGAAUGAUUGGGAUUUGUGACGGUUAGCGGAUGGACUCUUGAAGAGCUGUACAACAAGCUCGUGUGUGAAAAUAUGUGGACGAGGCUGUGACAUGACAGAUUGGCAGUGCCUCCUAUCUCGAUACCAUCUUUUGUAGUAUAACCUGUUGAUCUA